AUGAUCUCAGAAUAUUCUUCAUUACUAGAAAAUGAUACAUGGGAAUUGGUUCCUCCCUGUGAUGAUCAAAACGUAGUCGGAUCGCGGUGGGUGCUAAAGGUAAAGCGGAAAGAAGAUGGAUCAAUUGAUCGUUUCAAAGCGAGAGUUGUAGCUCAAGGAUACUCCCAAACAAAAGGAGCGGAUUAUGACGAAGUAUUUUCCUCCGUGGCCAGACAUACAACUUUACGUACAUUACUGGCAUUAGCCAACGAAUAUGAUCUCGAAGUCCACCAAAUGGAUGUUCGAACUGCUUUUUUAAAUGGCGACAUUGAUUGCGACAUUUAUAUGGAACAACCGGAAGGUUUUGUUGAUCCAGACAAACCAGAUUAUCUUUGUAAGCUGCAGAAAAGUAUCUACGGUCUCAAACAGUCUGCACGCUGUUGGAAUGACACGCUCGAUGGAUACUUAAAGUCGAGAGGAUACAGAAAAAGUGGUGCAGAUGGUUGCAUUUAUGUUAAAUCGGUUAAAAAGGACGGUGGUCGAAUAAGUUUUGUGAUACUCGGAGUUUACAUGGACGAUAUAAUUCCAGUUUCCAACGAUAUCCAAAUGCUGAAUUCAGAGAAGAAAGCGCUCAGCGAAAGAUUUAAGAUGGAUGACAGAGGUGAAGUUCAUUACCUAUUGGGAAUGCUGAUUAAACGAGAUCGAAAAGCCAGAGUUACUACAAUCAGUCAGCGUAAUUACGUGGAACGAGUCCUAAGCAAAUUCGGAAUGGAAUCAUGUAAACCGGUUUCCACACCACUGGAACCUGGGACAAAGUUUUCAAAGUUGUCAAAUGAGGAUGAAAAAUUUGACACACAAACAUACCAGCAAGCGAUUGGAUGCCUAACCUAUCUUUCAGUGAUUUCAAGACCAGAUAUCUCAGCUGCAGUGGGAGCACUUUCACAAUUUAUGGCAAGACCUAGCAAAGAUCAUUGGAUCGGAGUGAAACGUGUAUUACGAUAUCUUAAAGGAACUUUAGAUUAUGGCCUGAAAUACUCAGCAGAUGAAAACCCUACACUAGUCGGUUAUUCAGACUCUGACUGGGCAGGAGAUAUUAAUACUCGUCGAUCAACAUCAGGUUAUGUAAGCAGAAUAUAUUGCCUUAAGUUUAGCCGCGCAAGAAGCGAUAUGGUUACAAAGACUGUUACUGUAUAUGAUGUUGGAUUUAAAAUCAGAAAACCGAUAACAAUCUUCGAAGACAACCAAGAAUUACAAUAG
Paramuricea clavata is the source of this 1236-nucleotide messenger RNA. The record is from the annotation of a GenBank genome assembly. NCBI's taxonomy places the organism in Eukaryota, Metazoa, Cnidaria, Anthozoa, Malacalcyonacea, Plexauridae.